AGAUCAUUUCCUUUUAGGCGGCGUUGAGGCGAAACCUGGAUGCUGAGGCACACCCCGCGCAAUCGACAAGGAUGGCUGACAUGGCGGUGGCUGGUAGGUCACUGUCGGAAUCUGGUACACUUUCAGUAGCUCCGGACAUCCAACUUUCUGGUGGCAAACAGACAACCGCGAAAUUGGCGAUGAUGAAAUAACGUUUUGAGAUACGAAGUUCAUCGUUGUUGAAGAGAGCGUUGGGCUAACGAGCGUUGAGAUUGAAUUAACACUAGGCGAGUAAAGAUGCAAGUCUUCACGAGCGUCACGCGUGGAUCGCGGGAGUUGUUCCGCACCGGUCUAAGGCAGCCUCGUCUGCACUCGUGACGCCAAGAACUCACCUCGCAGGAAUCGAUCAGAGCAUCGACGGGCAUCACACCAGAACUGCAUCGGCACUGGAAGCUCGUGCCGCCCGCAAAAUGGCGACUCCAGAGGCACAAGAGACAGCGGCCAAGCAGCGAAUCAUUAAGCACAUGAAUGCAGACCACCAUGAUUCUAUCCGUCGCUAUGUCGAAGCCUACGCGUCCAAAAGCCCCAGGCAAAGCCACUCCGCCCAAAUGACCGAUAUCACCCUGAAUGAGAUGAAGUUCAGUUGCAGUGGCCAAACCAGCACCAUCGCCUUUGAUCCGCCCAUGGAGAGCCUGCGUGAAGCAAGAGAGCGACUUGUUCAGAUGGACAAAGACACCCUCAAGGUCCUGGGCCGCAGCGACAUCACUGUUACUCGCUACAUCCCGCCAUAUGUCAAGUUGGGCCAUCUAUUAAACUUCACUCAGUGUUUCCUUGUCUACCUCCUAUUGCCGAGAGGAGCGAACUUCAGGCCUGGCAGUCAGCUGUACGACAAUCUCCUGUUCAUGGUGCCAACGUUCGCAGAUUUCGUACUGCAGGUCAGGUCAAUCAUUCUGCCUAUCAUGCUGGCCAUACAUGUUACUGAGACUUUCGUCAUGGAGAAGAAGGUCAGGAGGCAUGGAUUGAGUUCAGUUGAUGCGGUCUGGUGGUUGUGGGUAGGGAGCAGCUUUGUAGAAGGUAUCACCGCUUUUUGGCGGUUGGAUGGCUUGAUUGCGGAGAAGCAGAGGGAGAAGGAUGCGAAGAAGCAUUGAUAGAACAGCACGAUUGUUACUCUCUAGCAUAGCGAAGACCUAGAGCGAAUAUAGACACCUUGCAUACACUCUGUGAUUAUUGAUAGAAAGAUGUCAAGGGAAAGGCAAGUCCGGUGUGCAGGAUGAUUCGCACAAGCCAAUCAAUCCAGUGCAAUAAUUGCCAAAAUGGAAGAGUCGCUGCUCAAGCUCAUCAA
Molecule: messenger RNA, 1321 nt
Organism: Macroventuria anomochaeta
Lineage: Eukaryota; Fungi; Ascomycota; Dothideomycetes; Pleosporales; Didymellaceae
Product: integral membrane protein-like protein
Exons: 2
Coding region: 450-1127 (225 amino acids)
Source: RefSeq, a predicted model, not a curated record